UGUCCUGCCCCCAAGAACAUACCCCUCACAAAGGACCUCCUGCGCCCAUCCCCAGAAGAGGAGAAGAGGAAGCACAAGAAGUGCCUGGUCCAGAGCCCCAACUCCUCCUUCAUGGACACGAAGUACUCAGCGUGCUACAAAAUCACCACUGUCUUCAGCCACGCACAAACAGUGGUUUUGUGUGUGGGCCGCUCCACCGUCCUGUGCCAACUGAAAGGAGGAAAAGCAAGGCUUACACAAGGAUGCUCCUUCAGACAGGAGCGGCAGUAAAAGUACCCUAAAUCAACAUGAGUGGGAAACUAUCCCAAUAAACUGAUUUUGGACACAAAAUAAUAAAUAAUAAUAAUAAUAAUAAUUAAUAAUAAUAAAGUAAAAACCCCCUCUU
This is a messenger RNA of Felis catus (domestic cat), 385 nucleotides long. RefSeq names its product 40S ribosomal protein S27-like. Gene Ontology annotation, biological process: translation; ribosomal small subunit assembly. Gene Ontology annotation, cellular component: cytosolic small ribosomal subunit; ribosome. The record is from RefSeq and is a predicted model, not a curated record. The transcript has a single exon. The annotation marks the transcript as partial. Gene Ontology annotation, molecular function: structural constituent of ribosome; RNA binding. Lineage: Eukaryota; Metazoa; Chordata; Mammalia; Carnivora; Felidae.